AUGGCGGCAUCGGGGCAGCGGAGGAGAGGUGCGGGUGGGCUGUGUCGGGCGCUCGGCACCAUGCAGUGGGGUUUGCGAGUGGCCGCGCUCGGCUGCCUGUUGCUCGGGCAGUGCCGGGCGGCGAUGGACGAGUGUUACGAGGGACCUGAGCAGCAGCACCAGCAGCAGCACCAGCCCCGGGCACAGCAGCACCAGCCCCGGGCACAGCAGCACCAGCCCCGGGCACAGCAGCACCAGCCCCGGGCACAGCAGCAGCACCAGCCCCGGGCACAGCGCUGUAUGCCCGAGUUCGUCAACGCCGCCUUCAACGUGACGGUGGCGGCCACCAACACUUGCGGUUCGCCGCCCGAAGAGUACUGCGUGCAGACCGGGGUGACCGGGGUGACCAAGUCCUGCCACCUGUGCGACGCCAGCGACCCCCGGGUCCACCACAGCGCCGUGUACCUGACCGACUACAACAACCAGGCCGACACCACCUGGUGGCAAAGCCGGACCAUGCUGUCCGGGGUCCAGUACCCCAACACCAUCAACCUGACUCUGCACUUGGGUAAAUCAUUCGACAUUACGUACGUGAGGCUGAAGUUCCACACCAGUCGCCCGGAGAGCUUUGUUAUUUACAAACGGACUAGUGAGGAUGGCCCUUGGAUACCCUAUCAGUAUUACAGUGGAUCGUGCGAGAAAACCUACCAGAAGCUUAACCGAGGCUUUAUCCGCACGGGGGAGAAUGAGCAGCAGGCGCUGUGCACAGACGAAUUCAGUGACAUCUCGCCCCUCACCGGAGGAAACGUUGCUUUCUCUACCCUGGAAGGGAGACCCAGUGCUUACAACUUUGAUAACAGCCCUGUGCUGCAGGACUGGGUGACAGCGACCGACAUCCGAGUGACCUUAAAUAGGCUGAACACCUUUGGAGAUGAGGUUUUUAAUGACCCGAAGGUGCUGAAGUCUUACUAUUACGCCAUUUCGGACUUUGCAGUUGGUGGAAGGUGCAAAUGCAACGGCCACAGCAGCGAGUGUUUAAAGGAUGAUUUUGGUAAACUCGUCUGCAACUGCAAGCACAACACCAUGGGAGUGGACUGUGACGCAUGCCAGCCUUUCUACAAUGACCGGCCUUGGCGUAGGGCCACUGCCGACAAUCCAAAUGAAUGUCUGCCCUGCAAUUGUCAUGACAAGUCUUCCCAGUGCUACUUUGACCCAGAGCUAUACCGAGCCACGGGUCACGGUGGCCACUGUCGCAACUGCAUCGACAACACCGAUGGCCCCAACUGCGAGAGGUGCAGAGACGAAUUCUACCGGCAGGGCCCCAACGCUCGCUGCCUGUCCUGCGACUGCAGCCUAGUGGGUUCCCUCAGCACUCAGUGUGAUAACUACGGUCGCUGUAGCUGCAAGCCUGGAGUGAUGGGGGAUAAAUGUGACCGCUGUCAGCCUGGCUACCACUCGCUCACUGAGGCGGGCUGCAGGCCGUGUGCCUGUAACCCAGCUGGCAGUACAGCGGAAUGCAGCCUUGAUACGGGACGCUGUAUCUGCAAGGAUAAUGUUGAAGGAUUCAACUGUGAGAGAUGCAAGCCUGGCUUUUUCAACUUGGAGCCCUCAAAUCCCCAUGGCUGCACAGCCUGUUUCUGCUUUGGACAUUCAUCUGUCUGCAGUAAAGCAGAGGACUACAGCGUGCACAGGAUCACAGCUAGCUUUGAUACAGGUCUUGAUGGAUGGAGGGCCGAGCAGCGGGAUGGGGGUGAGGUUUCACUGCAGUGGUCCCCAAUGAGCCACGACAUCUCCGUGACCUCCAACAAUUACUUACCAGUGUACUAUGUUGCUCCCGGAAACUUUCUGGGCAAUCAGCUGAUGAGCUAUGGACAGAACCUCUCCUUCACUUUCUACAUGGACCGAAGAGAUACACGGUUGUCAGCUGAGGAUCUUAUCCUAGAGGGGGCAGGCUUAAGAGUUACUGUUCCCCUCAUAGCACAGGGAAACCAGUAUCCUACAGAAACUCCGCAGAUCUACACCUUCAGACUCCAUGAAGUGUCGAGCUACCCGUGGAGGCCACUACUUUCCUCGUUUGAAUUUCAGAGGCUUCUCCAUAACCUGACGGGCAUCAAGAUACGAGGCACAUACAGUGAGAAUACUCCUGGCCACCUCGACGAUGUGGCUUUGCUGACCGCUCGGCCUGGGCCCGGGUCCCCCGCUCUGUGGGUGGAAAGGUGCACGUGCCCAACCGCUUACCAGGGACAGUUCUGUGAGCAGUGCGCACCGGGCUACAGGAGAGAGAAUCCUAGCCUUGGCCCUUUCAGUCCCUGUGUGCCCUGCAUGUGCAAUGCACACAGCGAUUCCUGUGAUCCUGAAACUGGAGAAUGUUACUGCAGAGACUACACAGCUGGACCAAACUGCGAGCGGUGUAUGGAUGGCUACUAUGGUGAUUCCACCUAUGGCAGCUCAGUGGACUGUAAGCCAUGCCCAUGUCCAAGUGGGUCAUCCUGUGCAGUGGGACCAAGACUCAAGGAAGUGGUGUGUACAAGCUGCCCUGCGGGUACCACUGGUAAACGGUGUGAGCUGUGUGAUGAUGGGUAUUACGGAGACCCACUGGGGGAAGAGGGACCAGUGAGACCCUGCCGGGUAUGCCAGUGCAGCGACAACAUCGACCCCAAUGCCGUGGGCAAUUGCAAUCGUCAGACAGGAGAGUGUCUGAAGUGCAUCUACAACACCGCUGGCUUCUACUGUGACCGCUGUAAAGAGGACUUUUACGGACACGCGCUGACCCCAAACCCAGCUGAGAAAUGCAAACCUUGCAACUGUUCCCCUUACGGCACGGUGAACCAACAGAGGAGCUGUAACCAGGUGACCGGGCUGUGCGAGUGUUUGCCUCACGUCAUUGACCGGGACUGCAGCCAGUGUGAGCAGGGUUUCUACAAUAUCCUCAGCGGCCAAGGCUGCCAGAGUUGUGACUGUAAUUCCAUCGGUUCCACUGAUGGUCAGUGUGAUAUUCGAAGCGGACAGUGUGAAUGUCAGCCCGGCAUCGUUGGGCAGCGCUGCGAUCGCUGUGAAAGCUACCACUUCGGCUUUGGCCUGGACGGAUGUAAACCCUGUGACUGUGAUCACGAAGGCUCUCGAACCCCGCAGUGCAAGGAGGAUGGAAGGUGCGACUGCAAGGAAGGGUUCGUGGGCACGCAUUGCGACCAGUGUGAGGAGAACUAUUUCUACAAUCGCACAAGGCCUGGGUGUCAGGAAUGCCCAACCUGUUACCGGCUGGUGAAAGAUAAGGUGAACGAGCAGAGGCAGAAGCUUAAAGACUUAGAAGAUUUAAUUGCAAACCUUGGUACAAGCCAGGACACAGUGAGCGACAAGGCCUUUGAAGAAAGACUCAAAGAAGCCGAGAAAACUAUUAUGGACUUGCUGAGGGAUGCUCAAAAUAUGCAAGAGGUGGACAACAGCCUGAUGGACCGCCUGGCUGAAAUUAACAACACGCUUUCCAUUCAGUGGGGCCGUCUGCAGAAUAUAAAGGACACUGUAGAUAUCACUGAUGACUUGGCAUCGAGAUCGACCAAUCGGGUACGGGAUGUGGAGCAAAUGAUCUCAAAUUCACGCAGAGAGCUGGAAAAGGGCAAGACACUGCUGGGGAACUUGUCAAUAGCAACACCAGAUUCCAGUGGCGAUCCAAAUAACAUGACACUUCUGGCAGAAGAAGCUCGGAAACUUGCAGAAAUGCACCAGAAGGAGGCGGACAGCAUCGAGCAGACUGCCAAGGAUGCCAACGACACGUCCACAAAAGCCUAUGACUUACUGCAGAAAACGCUGGCGGGCGAAAGCGAAAUUACAAACAACAUUAACGACUUGAAUAGGAAGUAUAACGAAGCUAAGGCCAUGUCCUGGGAGCUGGAAAAGCAAGCCACUAAAGUGCACAGUGACGCACAGGAAGCUGGAAACAAGGCCUUAGAGAUCUACGCCAACCUGACCAGCCUGCCAGCUGUGGACACCAAAGCCCUGGAGAAUAAGGCGGAUAAGAUAAUGAAGGAAGCGAUGGAUCUGGAUGAUGUGAUUGACAACAAACUGAAGAAUUACAAUGAUAUGCGAGAUGACCUGAAAGCCAAGGAGACUGAAGUCAAGAGCCUAUUGGAUAAAGGAAAAACUGAACAGCAGACGGCCGACCAGUUGCUAGCCCGUGCGGAUGCUGCUAAAGCCCUGGCUGAAGAUGCUGCCAAGAAAGGAAAAGCUACGCUGCAAGAGGCCCAGGAUAUUCUCACAAACUUGCAAGAUUUCGACAAGAGAGUGAAUGACAACAAAACAGCAGCCGAGGAGGCAUUGAAAAAGAUUUCCAGCAUUCAGGACACCAUAGAUGCCGCCAGUGCCAAGACGAAGCAGGCAGAGGAUGCCUUGGGAACCGCAAGAAUGGACGCCUCGGCGGCCAAGAAAACAGCUGAGGAAGCAGAACGAAUUGCAACUAAAUUGCAGACGAACGCUGCAAAAACCAAGCAAGACGCGGACGACACCUUUGACAAGGCCAUGAAGUUGGCAAAUGAAGUGAACGACAUGAAGCAGCAAAUGAACGAAGUGGAGGAUGAACUGACGGCCAAGCAGACCGAGGCGGACCAGGACAUGAUGAUGGCGAAUAUGGCUUCACAAGCUGCCCAAGAGGCUGAUGAAAAUGCACGAAAGGCCAAGAAAGCUGUGCAGAACGUACUGAACACAGUCAACAAGCUGCUGGGAGAGCUGGGUCAACUGGAUAAUGUGGAUGUAAGCAAGCUGAAGGAGAUUGAGGAGACUCUCAACAAGGCUAAGGAUCAGAUGAAGAACAGCGAUUUGGAACAGAAGCUGGAAGAUCUAGACAAAGCUGCCAAGGAGCAAGAAAAUGCAAUAAACGCCUAUGGCCAAGACAUUAUUGAUAUCAUCAAGGACAUUGAAAACCUCGAUGACAUCAAAAAAACGUUACCUCCAGGAUGUUACAAUACCCAAUCUCUGGAGACCCCAUAGUUAACCUCUUGUUCACCGUGUCCUAUCCAUUACCUAAAGUGACAAUGUAUGGAGAAUUGUCUUAUUACCAAAAUUUCUCAACGUCAGACAACAUCAUUCAAAGUGUUCCAAGGCUCAUAAAUGAAACUCCUCAGGCAUCAAAUGCAGCUGCUUGGAUGAAGCGUGAGACUGUGGACUUUGGGGUGGGUGAGAGUGACAUACCUACAAUGGCAAGCUUCUGCGAUUUUCCCCCAGAUGAACUGAGUCCAUGUUAAAAGGGACUGCCUGAGAAAGCCACACUCCACGCGCCCGAUUUACUCUGCGCCAUUAGACUUGUUGUGAGAUGUCAGACCUGAAGUUGAUGUACGCACAGAGAGAGAGAAUGAAAAAGCGCUGACGAAUAUGCGGUUUAAUCUGCUGCAACAAAAAGGAGAGGGCCAGCUUCAAUUAGUGUAAUGGUGUUUUAGAGCAAAAAAAAUCAAUAAGCUAUUACUGUAGGUCUGUUCUCUCCUCCUGCUGUACAGAGGCACCGUAUCUCGAUUGCAUUCACAUCACUGAAUAUGAACAUAUCUUUCUAAUGUAUUUCUUCCCUCCCUCUCUUCCCCACCCCAUUACACACAGCAAAUGUUGAGACUUAGCUGUGAAGGAUCAUAGCUUAUCAUUAACCUAAUGCAUUUCUUCCUCACUGCUCAUUAAAAACACACAUCACUGUAGGGUAGCAAUAAGUCACUUUGUAAACGCUGUAUACAGUAUUCAUGACAUAAACCUGAUGAAACACCGUGAAAGCUGGUCUUCUCAUUGGAAAAGCCAAAUUAUUUGUUUAACACUAAUGCUCCCCCCCAUUCCUCUUCCCUGGUCGCUCCAUCCUCACUUACAGCUAUUUGGUAACAGAAGUCAACAUUUUCCAUAGAAUCCAAUCCCAUGGACAACUGUACUUGUCAAUUCCCAAGAUCGCUGCUUCAUCAAUGUCAAUAACUAAAAGCAGAACUGUUUUUAUAUAUACACACACAUACACACACACAGCGACACUCUAUGCAACUUUGUACAUUGCGUAGCAAAAUUUACCUGAUACACUGGUGCUAUUAAUUAUUUCAAAUGUUAUAUUUUUGUGUGAAUGUGUUUUUUUUAUCAUGGAAUAGAGUGAGAAAAUGUCUUUUUGUUUUUCUUUUUUGUCUGUGUAAAUAUACUCAAUGUUUCAGGACUGGCUCUGUGAGUUAACCCUCUCCACCCUCAAUUCCCCCCCCCUCCUCCUCCCCAACACAAACAUACAUACCGUUUCAGCAAUAGUAACCAAAUUUUAAACUGGCUUCCAACUGUUUUGCAUCCUAUUCCUGUAGUAUUGUGUUCUGCUUGCUUGUAUACACAGCCUAGUUAUUGUUUAAUAGACCUGGCUUAAUAUUUUUUCUUGUGGUGUUCGUUCACCAACCCCGCACCCCCGCCUCACUCCGAAAAACUAAUAGUAACGUGUAAAUGUAUUUCAGUAUGUCGAGAUUUGAAUGGCACCCUCCCCCCCCACCGAGUGUUAAUACACCCUCACCCUCUCACCCUCCUCUUUAUACUUAGAUUUUGUUGUUUUUCUUAAAUAAAAAAUAUUUACAGAAAGGUGCUUCAUACCAUUCACCGUGUUCAGAAGUUUGAUAUAAAAGGCCGGAAAUCAAAAAGGUUUGUCAGGCUGAGCCAUUGAUCCGUCUACUUCAGAGCGAAAGUCAUGGCCUUUUUUUUUGCCCUAUAACCCUGACGGUGAAUUGCCAGCCAGAUUAACUCCUGCAAAAUUAAUUUUGAUGUAAAAUUUAAAUCAGUGUUUGCCUGCGUCUUUUUUUUUGGUCUGUCCGUGCCUUCUGGCCACAACAUAACUCUUUUAACUACUAUACCCUGUUCAAAUAUUAUUGCUAGUUUACUUAAUAAUCGUCUAUAAAUGCACACAGUUAACGCCUGAACCUAUCACCAAAUUGGUUUUUUACUAUAAGUGGGAGGGGGAGGGGGGUGCAAGAUUUAUCUAAUAAGCACUGGGCAGGUCUAAAUGGUUGCACGCUCUUUCCCAAUACUGUACCUGAGACAAAGGAGAUUCAUUUCGAAUCGGAAACUCACCAGUUGUAGCCUCUACCUGUGGCUGUGCUUAGCGGAUGCAGCAGCUUUUUUUUAGUUAACGUUUCCUUUUUUACAGCAGUAACUCUCUUUAGUAUUUAUCAUGCAAGGAAGCGAAUUAACGGGGGAAAAAAUUAUGGCGCUUGAUCGUCCACCAAUCGCACUGAGCUAUUCACGUGUUGAAUGGAGAGACGUGAUGAGCACCUGGUAUUUUUCAACUGUGAGAGCCAGAUCAGUACUGUCUAUUCCUAUGACUUUAUGUUUAGCCUUUAUGCCUUAAAAACGACACCACGCUGUUGGGAAAGACGUGCAACACGUAUACAAUUUUAUGUAUAAAACAGUAUUUCUUAUUUAUAAGUCGCAAUAUUUGUAAUCUUUAUCCAGGUUUUCCUUGUGCGUUGCACAUUCUCGUUUGUAAUGGUGUGACUUGAAACACUGCUUUCCUUAAGAUCUAUCUCGACCCAACGCAGUGGCCAAAACGCCUGGCAGAUUAUUGUUUAAUACCAUUUUGUUUUGCCUGUAAAUCAAAUUGUACCAUUUAAAUAAAUAAAUAAUGUGGUAUUACAGGAA
Molecule: messenger RNA, 7593 nt
Organism: Callorhinchus milii (elephant shark)
Lineage: Eukaryota; Metazoa; Chordata; Chondrichthyes; Chimaeriformes; Callorhinchidae
Gene: lamc1
Product: laminin, gamma 1
Exons: 28
Coding region: 1-4959 (1652 amino acids)
Molecular function (GO): extracellular matrix structural constituent
Source: RefSeq, a predicted model, not a curated record